UUCAGACUUUUCAGGAAGUGUGUCCCAUCACAACCGGAGGCGGAGGAGUCGACAGUUCAUUCUAGCUAGAAAGUAAACAACACACGUUAGUUAAACACACACAGCUAAUGACAUGAACUGAUAGUAAACUGUGUAUCACGAAGAUUGAAUCGCGAUUUAAACAGCGGGGACUAAUGCCUGCUGGUCAGGACUGUAACCAUGCCCAUGUUACCUGUAGUGCCUGAAGUCCAGAGUCAUGUGCUGGCUGAGUUUGACUGUCUGGACCCCCUGCUGUCUGCACUCCGCCUGGACUCUGGCAGGCUUAAGUGCACCUGCCUGGCUGUAUCGAGGAAGUGGCUAGCUUUGGGAACGUCAGCUGGAGGGCUGCACCUCAUCCAGAGGGAAGGAUGGAAGCAGAGGCUCAUCCUCACACACAAGGAGGGAUCUAUCACUCAGGUGUCGUGUUGUCCACACGAUGAAGACUUUAUUGCUGUGGCAACAAGUCAGGGCCUGGUGGUAGUGUGGGAGCUUCAACUUGAGCGUCGUGGCAGACCAGAGAGGGUCAGUGUUUCCUGGGAACACCGUGGCCAGACGCUCACCUCUCUCUGCUGGGACACCGCAGCCCUCAGGGUGUUUGCUGGGGACAAAGGGGGCAAGGUGUCCUUCCUCCGCGCUGGAUCCUCCAAACUCGGAAAGGGCUCAGCGUUUGUGAUCUUCCCCGUCCAGACCAUCACUACUGUGGAUUCCAGGGUGGUUCAGCUGGGUUAUCUGGACGGGCGACUGCUGGUGUCCUCUCUCAGCCGCUGCUACCUCUGUGACACGGAGAGGGAGAAGUUCUGGCGUGUCGGUAACAAGGAGCGUGACGGAGAAUACGGAGCGUGUUUCUUCCCUCUGAGCCGCGGCGUGACCGCUGGCCAACCUCCUCUGCUGUACUGUGCCAGGCCUGGGUCUAGAGUCUGGGAGGCCAGCUUCAGUGGAGAUGUCCUCAGCACGCACCAGUUUAAACAGCUGCUGGCUGUACCACCUGCACCUCUCAUCAGCUAUAGAAGUGAGCCCCAUUACAACCAAGCCCAGAAGAGUUCCCAGUCCAUAGCCUUCCCCAGACUGUUAUACUUUGGGGAUCAGAACCUGCUGACGUGGACAGACUCGGCUAUCUAUGUCUUCACUCCUCAGAGUGGCCAGGUACUGCUGUGGACCGAGGUCAAAGACGUGGUUGAGAUAGCGGUGUACCGCAACGAGCUGUUCUGUCUCCAUGGUGAUGGCCGCAUGUCCCACCUCUCGCUGUUGUCUGUGGAGCGGUGUGUCGACAGGUUGCUACGCAGGGAGGCGUGGUGUCUAGCGGCCACGGUCUGUGUGAUGUUUCAACAUGCGAUCGCCCCCAGCAGGGCCAGGAAGUCGAUUCCCAUCGACCGACUGGAUCACCUGAGGUCACAGCUCAGUGUGACCACCCACCUGGAUCUGAUUGGCCAGCUGGAGGAAGUGGUCGCCAAGCUGGAGCCUCUAGACUCCGCCUCCAGCAGUCGCAGGAGCAGCAUCUCCUCUCAUGAGAGCUUCAACGUCCUGGACUGUGGCAUCUACCGUGUCAUUAGCCGGCGAGGCAGCCAAUCAGACGAGGAGACCAGCUCCCUGGUCAGCCAAUCGAUGCUUGAGGAGGAGCGGCUGAAGGAGUUUAGCUUUGUUCAGGAGGAGGAGGAGCAGCAGGGGGCGGAGCAUGAUCCCCAGAGCGGUGGUGGUUUGGAGGUUACUGAACCCAGCGGUAACCACCAGUUCCACCUCCCCCUGUCAUUCCGCCCCAAACACUCCCGCAUCGCCCUGCAGGCCGUCAGAGACAGUGUCUCCAGUUUUGUGAAGAAGACUACUGAGAAGAUCAACACUCUCCAGAUGAACUCUGACCUUUGGCCACGUCCCCCUGACCCUAAGGACGGGGGUCAAGGACAUGUGGAGGCUGUAGCUACCACUGUACCGUUCCCAGAGGACGGUGACCACGAGGAGUGUCUGGACCAAGGAAAUGCAGAGGCGGAUCAACAGGACCUGAUAACGGCUACAGAGAAAGGGAUCUCUCAGAUCCAGGAUCCCUUGGUUCUGUUGGACCCAGCCUGUCUCAAAGAAACUCUACAGGAGUGGAUCCCUGUGUUGGAGAGGGUUCUAGGUCCUGAGCUGGAUCUAGGUCUGGGAAAGCAGAGUCCAGCUGGUGAGGAGGAGGAGACGGAAGAUGCUGCAGACAACCGUCCAGAGAACGUUCAGUCUGAGAUCCCCUCGAGCUCUCCUGAGGGCCAGGAGGAAGGAAAGAGAGGAGAGGAUUCCCCACAACAAAAUGGAGGACAAGAGGACCAGACGGAGGCUCAGGACCAUCACAGACCUGACGAGGCCUCGACUGAAGAGAACCUGAGGGUGUGGUCCCCCAAACCUCUCCCCCCUGACCUCCAGGCUCACCUUACCCAGCUGGCCACUCUGUACCUGGAGCUGGGUUAUUUUGGGGACCCCAUUGUCCAGAAAGAGAGGGGUGUAGUAGGGGUCAAUGCAUUCUUGAGACGGUUCUUCUUCCUUCUGGACCAGGAGCGGGUGAGGAGGAUGUGUCUACUUGGCUACGGGGACCAGCCUGAGGUCCACAUCUCCUUCAUGGAGGCCAUGCUAGAGCUAACCCAGUCCAGUAAGGUGGUAGAGGUGAUCCAGAAAGGAGACCUGCUCAAAUCUCUACGCUGUCUCAGAGAACUACAACCCUGGAGCGCUCCGAUGCUCCUCGCUCACCUGCACAGGUUGUAUGAGAAACAUGGAGAGUUAGCAGUUCGCUCCUUCACCCAGUUCUAUCCCACAAUCCUCCCCUCUGACGUCACAGCCAUGGCCAAACAUAGCCACUUCCUGGCUUACCUAGACAACCUUGUCCAAUCACGGGCCGAGGAACAAAGACUGUCGUUCCUUGGGUCCCUCCUCCAACCAGAGGCUCUGCGACAGGAUUGGCUGGGGCUGGCCCUUACCCACGAUGCACCUCAAAAGAGCGACACACUGACCACAGACGGACAACCGAGAUGGCACUCCCAUUUCUUCAGCUGGGGUUAUGGUCGUCUCCUAUCCCUCCUGAUACGCCUUCCAGCUGACCUGGCCUCCAAACAGAAGAUGGCUGAGACAUGCAGGAUCAACGGGUACUGGACUGGCUAUGUGUACCUGUGCUGUGAGCUCCAACGUCGUACAGAGGCUUUCUCUACCAUCUGUAGACUGGAUGACAUGAGUCUGCUGGAGGAACCCAGUGGCAUGGUGCCUCAGACCAUGGAUGAGUGGAAGAUGCUUCUCCAGCUGUCUCAGCAGUGUAGUAACAGCAGACCGUCUGACCAUAUCCCAACCCCAGAUCCCAACCCCUCCUCAGCUCCCACCCCCUCCUCGGCUCCCACCCCCUCCUCGGCUCCGACCCCCUCCUCGGCUCCUACCCCUUCCCUGGUUCCUACCCCUUCCCCUUCCCUGGCUCCUACCCCUUCCCUGGCCCUAGCCUCCAACGGGACCAGCCCCAGCCUGACCAACGGUGGCGCUGCAGCUGACCAUAUCCAGACAGAGGUGACUCCAGAGAACCUGGUCUUGCGUCUGGCCCGGGCUGUGGGCCCCGACCGGGCCCUUGAGGCCCUACAGGAGGUGGGGAUGCAGUCGGACAUGGAGCUGGGGCCACACUCCACCCUGGUCUGUGAGCUGCUCCGUGUGGCUGAGAAGAGACAGAGGGCUCUGAUCCAGACCAUGCUGGAGCGCUGUGAUCGCUUCCUCUGGUCCCAGCAUGCUUAGUGAGACAACACCAACCAACGCGCCUAGCGGGUCCUCAACCAACGCCAUUCAGAACAACUAUUACGGACAACUGCUCUGGGGAGUAAUGUUAGGGUCAAUUCCAAUUCCAAAUCAGGCAGUUAAACGGAAAUUUAAUUUCCAGUUAUCCACAUUGAAAAAAGCAAUUUAAUUGACUGAAUUGAAAUGCAAUUGAUCCCAGCCCUGAUCUGAUCCAGAGCCGAUCUGAUCCGAAACAAGUUAAAUUACCCUUAAUGUGACCACAAUGCUUACUAACUACUUUUUAAACGGGGCCCUAAUCAUUUAUGUUGUACCGUUCAUGACUACUUUUUAAACUGGGCCAUAAUAAUUUUUGUUGCACCAUUCCGGAGUUACAUUCCUCACCAACAUUCUAGAAUGCGACUCUGGUUGACCUGGUACUGUCAAGACAGAAGACUGUAUUUAAGUUGUUAUAUUUUAUAGUUGCCAAAACCCUGCCUUUACCGAAGAAAUAUGGGAUUAAUCUAUAAAUGAUCUGAAAGUAUUGUUUUUGAAUUGUGAGAUCCUCUGAUGCAUUUUCAAUCCUGAUGAUGGUAUAUCUGACUUCCUCCUUGGGUCAAACUACUGCAACAUGGUUAUAAAGCACCUGAAUUCAUCGUUUUGAAGAUAUUUGUGAAAAUAUAAUUUUAUUGAAAUGCUCUAGUCUAUUAAUAUAAUAUUUAAUGUGAAUAAUAAAAUAUAUGAUGGUGAUCUGA
Molecule: messenger RNA, 4475 nt
Organism: Oncorhynchus nerka (sockeye salmon)
Lineage: Eukaryota; Metazoa; Chordata; Actinopteri; Salmoniformes; Salmonidae
Gene: hps5
Product: HPS5 biogenesis of lysosomal organelles complex 2 subunit 2
Exons: 21
Coding region: 199-3744 (1181 amino acids)
Biological process (GO): developmental pigmentation
Cellular component (GO): cytoplasm
Molecular function (GO): protein binding
Source: RefSeq, a predicted model, not a curated record